AUCUACCAGUGUGAUCCAAUGCAUCUACCCAGACGUCUUCCGCAUGAAUCACAUCAAAAUAGCAUCAUCUUUGCCUCAUGCGUAUUCAACAGCGAUCUCAUCCUGAUACAUCGACCUUUUACCUAUCAUUGGAACCGAGUCAAACAUGACCCCGUCGUUGACGCUCAAGGUCCGUUUUCGGAUGAGCGGACCUCGCAGGAGAUCAAGAUACACGACUUCUGGAUGCACGAUAUCUUUGGCAUCGGGUCAGCGGAUCCAAGUCCCGACUACUUCAUGUCUAGCGAUGUUCCACCCGACUUACACAACUUCCUGGUUCAAGCAUGGCCUUCUUUCCUUCCGCCUUGAAAGUUAUUUAUAGCUCUACUAUAUAAUAUCUUUUAUAGGCAUGUCUAGAAGGUAGGAGGAGGAAUAAGGCCCGGGAGAUACGGAUGUCGCCGAGGUUUAGGAACGUCUCUAUAGUACUGUUACGACCCAGGUACAAUCCCAAGGAUGUGUAGACUGGAUAGAGGGUGGUGUAUGCUAGCAGUUCGCCCUGGGCGAUAGAACAGAACAAUACUCAGCGGAUGUCGUCG
Messenger RNA from Verticillium dahliae VdLs.17, 572 nucleotides. RefSeq lists its product as uncharacterized. The record is from RefSeq and is a predicted model, not a curated record. Lineage: Eukaryota; Fungi; Ascomycota; Sordariomycetes; Glomerellales; Plectosphaerellaceae. The transcript has 3 exons. Bases 19 to 345 code for a protein of 108 amino acids.